GUCUAGUAUCCUCCUUCCAGAUAUAGGGUCUCUGUAAAGCAUCUUUAUACACAUUCAUCCAUACCUUUAAACGGCCCCAUAUGUACCGGAUACACACACACAAAUUGCAGUGUAACUAGUGAUUGGAGGCUCGCCGGGUGUUCAACCCAUUUUUGUAUCCCUAAUCCCUUCGUCGCCGUUCAUCCCUUCUUCAUUCUCCCUUCCUAAUUCUCAUCUCUUCAUACCUCGUCGACAAUGGCGAUGUUUGUAGAGAAUAGCUUUUUACUUUCUCCGACCGACUCUUCGUUGGACGACAAGACAAAUAGCGAGCCAUGUUCACCUACUCAAAUACCUACCACUACCUCUAAGAAGAGGAAAUAUCCAUCGAUUAAUACUUCGCCUCCUGCUCCUGUAAAGAGAACCGAAAAUUCGGGGGACCUCCUAAGGUCUGCGGUGGCCAAUGCGCUGGGCGUCGAUGCAAGCUCGCUCCCUCAACCGUUUCGUGCUGGCUCGAGUUCAAGCGGGGUUUCUCAACGGACUUUUGAUGGAUCGGAAUCGGCACGAAAAGAAUCGUCGAGCUCGAGUUCGAUAUACUCGCAAAACUCACAACCAGUCGAUGUUACUACAUGGAGGAAAUCGAUGGGUGGUUCGAUCGAAAAGCGCCUCACUGUUGCUAUUGCCAAUAUUCUUGAACUGGACAGCACCUCAAUACCCGUAGACGAGUCGUUCGUGGAUCUCGGCGGAACCCACCGACAAGCUAGAGAGCUACGGGCGAAUUGCAUGGACGCCGGUCUAUCUAUUAAAACUAAGGACAUCAUGAAUUGCAAGACAAUUGCGGAGCUAGAGACAUGUGUAGCGCCGCUCACCAUUUCGAGGUUCCCUAGGAAUAAGACUUCACCGAAGUCUUCACCCACAGCCGUCCGUCCGCUCGAUAUAAAUGAACUCAACUCACCCACCAUUCCCCCAGAAGGCUACCAAUCCCGAGCAUUGGAUCAAGCGUUGGAGCCCCGUCGACCUCCCGCUAUUCCACCGAAAGCUCCGGCUCGGUUUUCUGCGAUUCAAUCACGACUCAAGCACGGCCCAUCCCGAAAACGAUAUACCCAAGUCGAACAGGCUCUAUCACUUCACAACGACAUUUCGAAGGUGUCCGUUCUACGACCAAAGGCUGGAUUAUUUGAGGGCCAGCUUGUAGCAUUUGUUACUUUGGCGAGUUGCACAGUGGAAGGACCAGCCGACUGUGAAGUCAAACUGCAGAAUGCUUACAAUACGAUCCAUCUUCCCACCAUCCAAAAGGCAGCCGAACCGCUGAUUCCGCCCGGGCUUGUUCCUGGGGUCUGGGUAGUAUUGGAAAAGAUGCCUGUCGACGACACGGGCAAGAACAAUCGAAGAAAAUUGCAGACAUGGAUCCAAAAUGCGAAUGACGAACUUCACAAGCAGAUUGGUUCAAUUAAUUCCGGCCAGAAUGUGAAGCAACCUUCGACUGCCAUAGAAAGGCGGCUGCAGAAGAUAGCGAGUAAAGUGCUGAAGAUCGAUCAAGCGACCAUUGGCAUGAACAUGUCAUUCACAAAUCUUGGUGGUGACGAGAGCACUGCUACGAAAUUCGUUGCCAAAUGCGAGUCGCAAGGGAUAUCUCUUAAUGCGGAAGACGUUAUGCGAGUAGCGUCGUUAUCUCAACUUGCGGCUUCUGCGACGUCGAGUAGAUCGCAUUUUCGUAAUCCGAAUAAGCCUGCUAUGGAAACAUUCGAGCUCUCCCCCAUGCAGCGACUGUAUUUCCAUACUCCUAUGGGUAAUGAUGGCCAACGAAGAAAAUCCGGGAAUGGCGAGUACCGAUUCAACCAGAGCGUAUUGUUUCGAUUAAGACGGAAUAUGAGCGUUGAAGAUGUGCGAGCUGCAGUUGAAGCAUUAGUUGGACACCAUUCCAUGCUUAGAUGUCGGUACCAACCCAGUGGAGAUUCAUGGUACCAAUCCAUAGAACCGGAUAUCCCGUCUUCGUUUCAUUUCGCCCACCAUUCGAUAAGGACGGACGCCGAAGUCGAAGAAGUUAUAAGCACCGCUCAUCUAAGCAUUGAUAUCGAAAAUGGCCCGAUUUUCGCUGCUCACCACUUCCAAACCCACGAUGGUUACCAAAUGAUUUACAUGGUCGCACAUCACCUCGCUGUCGAUCUUAAAUCUUGGUGCAUCAUUGCGUAUGACUUAGAAGGGCUCCUAACUAGUGGUUGUCUUGUAUCCGGCAAUACUCUCUCAUUUAAAGAGUGGACGCUUCACCACAGGCAUCGGGUUCAAGGUAUGAAGUUCCCAUUCAACAUUCCACUCGGAAAUGCGAGAUACUGGGGAAUCAAUGCCACCUCCAAUACAUAUGGCAAUACGACGGCCGCUGGCUUCACGUUAAGCACAGAGAUCACCUCAGCCCUCAAAGCUAGUUGCAAGGUACGGAGGACAGAUCUUGCGGAUGUCUUCAUGGCUGCUCUUGGCCUCUCCUUCGCACAAACGUUCCGAGACCGCUCGGUCCCGGUGAUUUGGAACCAGGAGAACGACAGAGCCGCUUUAGACGCAGAGCGUGACGUGUCCAAAACAGUAGGAUGGUUUACUUCCCUCUGUCCGUUUGCUGUGGAAUCCGCGCCAACCGAUGACAUCGUGAGCGUUCUUAGCCGUGUAAAAGAUUUGCGACGUGCUCUCGCUGGCAAAGGUGUUUCGCAAUUCGCCGGGAACUUGACGGAUGCCACCUCCGCGCUUGCAUUCGCGUCUUCUCACUGCCCGCUCGAGCUCAUGUUCACCUAUGCUGGAACCAUGCAAGAUGUGCAAAACCAAGAUGCUCUCUUAGAGCAGCUCCCCGUGCCAGGUAGAGCGCUAGCUUCUAGCACAUCAGACAUCGGACGCGAUGUCGGACGCAUCGCCGUUUUCGAGGUGUCAAUUCUGGUUGAUCAAGGCGAAACCAAAUUCAAAUUCCUCUACCAUAAAGGUGCGACACACCAGGACCAGAUACACAGCUGGAUUCGUAGUUACGAAAAGAUCCUACGUCAAGCCGCCACGAAGUUGCAGAAUGAGUCUCCUGGGCUGUCAUUGUCUGAUAUUCCUCACAUGGAUAUUACAGAGGAAGGCCUUCGCCGACUGAACAAGGAAAUCCUCCCACGUCUUAACCUCAACGCCUCCAACAUACAGGCCAUAUAUCCCGUCACGGCGAUCCAACAGAACAUUCUAACCAACCAGUGCUUAACACCCGGUAGUUCUAUUGCGCAGAUGAUAUUCGAUCUUGACACAUCCAGCGGCCCUGUUGAUAUCUCUCGAAUUUGUGCGGCUUGGCUUCAAGUAUCCGGCAAACAUUCAGCUCUUAGGACCGUAUUUUCCCAAAGUGUCUCAAAGAAUGGACUGUACGACCAAAUAGUUUUGCGAUCUCACUCCCCUAAUAUGCUCUUCUUGGAAAGCGACAGCGUUGAGGACGCGAUGGUAUCUAUCGAUAACCUUCCCCCAUUGCUGCUUAACGAAGGCAACCCUUGGCAUAGACUUGUUGUCUGCCAGGUUGCCGGAAAGACCUUUUUAAAACUGGAAGCGAGUCAAGCAGUAUGCGACGUCGCUAGCAUGCCAAUUCUCUUCAAAGAACUCGGACAGAUUUACUUCCAUGACAAGGCCCCUGCCGUAUUUGAAGCAUCAUACCCCGAAUAUACGCAGUGCCUCAAGGCGACUGCUUGCAGCAUUGAUUUCUGGAGGGAGCACCUACAAGGGGUCCAGCCAUGCCGAUUUCCCACACUCAUCUCAAAACGGCCUACACAGAGUCAAUGGGAGACUACUUCCAUUGACCUUAAGAUCCCGUCUGAGAGCCUGAAAUCUUUUGCUAGCAUUUACAAAAUCAAGAUAUCAACGGUGCUUCGAGUUGCCUGGGGUUUAGUACUCCGAACUUUCGUGGGAACGGACAAUGUCUGUUUUGGUUCUCGCAUCUCUGGCAGAGGUCUUCCCGUCGAGGGUUUGAGGAGCGCUGUGGGCUCAUUUUCCACUGUAGUGACAUCAUGGCUCGCCAUCGCUUCCGAUGCGCCUCUCGCACAACUCCUACUCGCCGCUGAGGAAGAGUACAAGCAGGUGCUUGACCACCAGCAUGUGCCGGUUUCCAGGGUUGAACACGAGCUGAAAGUCAAGGGAGAUCACCUAUUUAACACUUGCCUUGCGUUUGGUUACAAAUAUGUCGCGGACGACCCCUCCAGAUGCCGCCACGUGAGAACUGAACAGUCCUCAGAAUACGAUAUUAAUACCGAUGUCUACUUCCACGAUGGCAACGUCACACUUGACAUUGGUUACCGUAUCCUUACCUCUGAUCAAGCAACAACUGUAGCCUAUGCCUUUGGGAGAGCCAUUGAAGCCAUUUUGGAUGCGCCGACAAGCCUAGCCAAAGAGACAGAUCUUUUCAGUAUGCGCGACCACAGACAAAUCUUAGCAUGGAAUAAUAUGCCUCAGGUCGACGUCCAUGACCAGCAUAUCCACCAAUUGAUCGCCUGCCAAGCUUCACGAAAUCCGGAUAUCCAAGCCGUUUGCGCUUGGGACGGAGACUUGUGUUACGGUAGCUUACAUAAGUCAUCUGUUAUCCUUGCCAAGCAUCUUUUGGCCUCUGGAUUGAAGCCACAAAUGCCUGUACCGGUGAUCGUCAAUAAGAGCCGAUGGGCUGUUGUGGCUAUGUUGGCAGUUCUUCAUGCUGGUGCAAUUAUCGUGCCUAUUGACGCAGAGCUCCCCUCGACAUUUUCCUGGGUCAUCAAGACGGUCAGCGCUAAAUUUGUGUUGGUGUCUGAUGAUAUUCGGAAGCACGUUGAUGGACUUGGCGCGAAGGUUACCGUUGUGAACGAGAACACCGUCACGGCUAUGUCAGCGCAACCCGUCGGCUUAAGCCCUCCCCACGCCGCGCCCCACGAUAUUGCGUGCAUCCUAUUCACUUCCGUCGGAUCAUCUAAGACACCCAAGGGUAUCUCGUAUAGCCACGGUGCCCUAGCGACUGCGUGUGCCGGUCAAGGUUCAACGUUGUUGAUCAACCCAUCUAGCAGAGUUAUGCAACUCUCUUCAUACAGCGUCGACAUCGCGCUAGCAGAAAUAUUCACCACUCUAGUCAAUGGCGGCUGUGUGUGUGUUCCUUCUGCCAAGGAAAAGAUUACGGAUUUUCCGGCGGCCGCUAGACGCAUGCGUGUCAAUUGGACAUAUUUGACUCCUACACUGUCCAGGAAACUUGACCCCGAGACCUUGCCUGAUAUCGCUGUUGUCUGUUUCCGCACGCGACACCUUGACGAUGAUGCAUGCGCGCCAUGGGUUGGAAAGGCCAAGGUGCUACUGGCAUAUGGCUCUGCCGAAGCCUGUCCGCUUGCACUCUCCGCAACGGAGGUGACGCCCACGAAAGCUUCGCAAUGUUUCGGUAACCCGUUCUGCGGGAACUUCUGGAUCGUAAGCCCCGAGGAUAAUAACCGACUCAUGCCAGUUGGAGCCCUCGGCGAGCUAGUGAUAGGAGGCCCAACGCUUGCCAGCGGAUUUGACGUUAACGACCCCGACGUUCUAACUUGUGUUGGUAAGAGCGUCGCUCGUGCAAAGUCGCUACUCGAAAAAUCCGGGAGCCGUUUACUCAAGACAGGACACUAUGUUCGAUAUCGCGAAGAUGGUGAAAUUGAAUUCGUCUCCGAUGACAGCCAAGAGGCAGAAAUUGGCAGCAGGAAAUUCCGUCUUUCAGAUGUCGAGCCGAAGCUUAGACAAUGUCUUGGCCGAGGUGUCGACGUCGUAGUAGAGACAAUUGCCUUCAAUGAUCCUAACUCGGCACCAGUACUUGCUGCAUUUAUAGAACUCGGUGAGAAUCUUAUGCAAGGAAACGAGAGUCUUUCGAAGCCUAGUCGUAUGACUAAGGAGAGACUAUAUCUUUCUAAGAAAAUGGCGGAUAUGAUCCUUCGAGAGACUUUACCGAGUUACAUGAUUCCUUCGGCUUAUAUACCGGUCAAGCGCAUGCCACUGACACCGACGAUGGAGGUCAAUAGAGUUGAACUCCAGCGUAUGAUCUCUGGGUUAUCUAAGAAACAGCUUCUUGGACUCGCAGAGGUUUCCAAUCCUCAAGAGGUCCAAAAUACCAGUUUCAAACCUCUUCCAUUGACCGAAGCUGAACAACGGAUGCGGGUUAUGUGGGCUAAGGUCCUCGACAUCGAACAGGAGUCGAUCACGACUAGCGAUGGAUUCCUAAGCCUAGGAGGCGACGCCGUCUUAGCUCAUGAUCUAGUUAUCGAAUGCAGAGAAAGAGGCCUUGGCAUUUCCAUCAUUGACGUCCUCCGAAACAUUUCCCUUGCCGAACUUUGCAGGGCUAUUGUCAUAAUGGAGACUACUCCUGCUGCCGUUCCGGAGGUCCGAGUUGCACAACCAAGCCCCCCCAACACCCUUGUUGAUGAAGCAAUCGCACCGCGUCUCGGAUCUGACAAGAGCCUAAUCGAGGAUGUUGCCGAGGCAUCAUCACUCCAGGCAACAUACGUCGAAUCCGGUAUGCUACAGAGCCAUGGUAACGUCAAUUACUUGACGAUCAAUAUCACUGGAUCGAUCGAUUGGCACAAACUUCAAGAUGCAUGCUACAUGUUGACCAAGGCUCACCCGAUUCUUCGAACCGCGUUUGUAAGUCACGGCCGCCAGCUUUACCAAACUGUUCUUCGAUCAUGUCGUCCCGAGUUUCAAAGAUACCAGUGUCAAGGCUGGAGACUCAGCAAUUUGGUUACGAAACUCGUCAAAGGAGAGCAACCAUUACCUGUUGAUUUCCGUCAACCUAUUACUAAGUUCUUCUACUUCGAUGCUAAAAAGAGCUCUGCUCUUGUCAUUCGUCUUUCCAGGGCCCAAUACGAUGAUCACUCAAUGCGCGUGCUCGUUCAGGAUCUUAGUCAAUUCUACAGUCGCGGCGAUCGAGCUGUUCGACGCGCUAGCUUCUGCGACUUGGUCAGAGCGGCGCAGUUCCUUCAUUCGAAUGACUCGGCUGAACAUUGGCGCCGCCUACUUGCGGGCGCAUCAGUAACGCAAAUCAUUGAACAGUCCUCACCCACACAUGUCGAUUCUAACUCGACGACUCUUCGCCAGCAAAUUCCUACUGGGUCGCUACAACUCCUGGGAAUACCGUUUGAGUCAAUCCUCAAGGGCGCAUGGUCUGUUGUGCUAUCGAACUUAUCGGACACCGAUGAUGUUGUUUUCGGCCAGUUCAUUGAAGGCAAUAACUUAAGUCUUCUAAGCGGUCAAGACAUCUCAGAUGUUGUUGGUCCUACGGGCAAUAUCAUACCCAUUCGAACGCGUGUACCCGAUGCUCCUAUCACGCCGUAUGAAUAUUUCCGAUCUAUCCAGAGUCAGCAUGUGACCAGUGUACCACAUGAGAACAUGCAAACUUUGGACAUUAUCCAAAAAUGUACUACUUGGCCAGCCUGGACUCGCUUUAGCUCCGUCGUCUACCACCAAAACAUGAGUGAGGAAGAAAAGUCCAUUGACUUCAAUAUUGGCGACGCGAGAUGCAAGCUAGACAGCAUCGAAUCGAACUCACUAUGCUCAGAUAUCUUCAUUAAGUCGGUUAUGUCGGGAACUGCUAACGUCGAUAUAUCUUUCACCUUCUGCGAGAAGAAAGUACCUCUUUCCUUCGCGGACGAGGUUUUGAAGAUGCUUUGCUCGGUUAUCUCACUUCUUACUUCAGCUUUUGUCAUAGAGCCGGUAACCCUAAAGGGUCUUUGCGAUAACUGCGACACCUCAAGGAUCCCACUUCCCUCACCGAAGUGCGAGAUAAACGUGCCGUCGACCGUAGAAUCGGUCGAGCCCGAUCGCGCUAAGGCCGUUCAUACUAUGAUAUCGAACGCAUGGGAUACGAUUCUCGACGUCCAUUCGCUCAAGGUACCCGAUAUCCGCUCGGUUCCCUUCUACGAAAUUUGGGGAGCGCUUCUACCCGCCGCUGAGCUUGCUAAGUACUACAACGAAAAUAUGCCUUGGAUCCCGGGCAUUGAACGCGUAACAUUUACGAUGGAGGAGAUCAUCGAGCACCCAACAAUGAUGCAGCAAUACGAACUAAUCAUCGCUAAGCAACAAAUACCACAGCUAAGAGGCAGUAGAAGCCUCAUGUUAAUGCGCACUCAAACAGGUUGGAACAAGGGCAUACGCAAAUUAUCUAAUGUCAGCGUUACCUCUAACCCGAGCAGUUUUAUGCCGAGUAGCUAUCCUGCACUACGCGGCCACAAGCCUAGCGCUAGCAGCGGGAGCACUUCCAUGGAUUCCAUGACUAAUGGCAGCAGCCAGAGUGAUGAUGAUGAGUUGAGAGAAGACGCGAUCCCGUUGAGACUUCUUGUUCCUGGGAUGAAGGCGAUGGCUAAAGGGAGUGACGCGAAGGUAGCGAAGAUGGGAGCUUCGCUACUUGGACGAAUGAAGAAACCUUCUUUCUCGACCUAGAUAAUAUCUAGGUAUUUAUUUAUUUCUUUUGUAUAAGGGGGUUUACGUGAGGAUGAAUAUUUACGUUUCGGUACUGUAUUAUCUAGCAUAAUUUGCAUGACUGGUGUUUGGCAUUGAACGAGUGGACAAGAGGAUAGACUUUGAUUCUUCGACCACAUUUUCAGGACAUGAUACCAAUGAUACCUUAUAUAUAGUUCUCAUUCCUUGGUCCUUAGCUAUAUAGAUACCUAUAAUCUAUUUUAAACCUUGAAACGUCUAAAUCGUUACUGCGU
Hypoxylon trugodes is the source of this 8654-nucleotide messenger RNA. RefSeq lists its product as uncharacterized. The transcript has 3 exons. NCBI's taxonomy places the organism in Eukaryota, Fungi, Ascomycota, Sordariomycetes, Xylariales, Hypoxylaceae. Gene Ontology annotation, molecular function: catalytic activity. The coding region runs from base 235 to 8382 and encodes 2715 amino acids. The record is from RefSeq and is a predicted model, not a curated record.